AUGAAUGCAUAUAGCACUGAAGGAAGGUACUUGUUAAUAAUAUACGAAAAGGUAUUUAAAAUAAUCUACAUAAAGAAUUUAAAAGACAACAAAAAUGAUAAGGUCAAGGUACCAUCCUUAUUCAUUUUCCGCGAUAGUGGAAAGUGCACGGAGAAAUUAAUAAAUAAAGACAAAAUCAGGAAGAAGAGCAAAAAAUUUGGAAACGUAAUAAGUGAGCUAAUCAUAGAUAAUAUAAUUGGUACAAUAGAAAUUAAGGACGAGUUAUUUCUUUUUGUAGUAGAUAAAUGGAAGCUCUUGUGCAAAUUCUUUUAUUUAAACAAAUAUAGGAGCAUAUAUAAAAUAGAGAAGGUGCAUUACAUCCCUUAUAAUAUUAACAUUGUUUCCUUUAAUACCAUUAUUAGCAAUGCACUGAAUGUGGAUGAUAACUCCAAUAGUUACUUUAUCGAUCACCUCGUUAAUCAGGAAGAUAUAGGCAAAGAUUUUGAGGUUAUAAACAAUAGCAGUCAAAGUCACAGCACGGCGAUAGCCAAGUUUGUCAGGAAUCCUGGUGAUCACCAUGAUGACCAUCGUGGCCACAGGGUGGGCAGUGCCCAGCAGAAGGCGAACUCGAACGAUCCCUCCUUCGAGCCAGGCAGUUCAGACAAUGAAAUUGAGAAAAACUACCAAAUGGACCAGGAGGAUGUGUACAGAAAGCACUUUGCAAAUAAAAGUAGCAAGAUAAAUGAAGACAGGGGUACCAGCACAUGGAACAAAUUUGGAGGUGAAUUCGAAAUGGAGGUCGAACCCACGAAUUAUAGAACCCACACAAGUGGCAACUAUAACAAGAAAGAGGAGAAAAAUAAGAAAAUCCUCAAUUUUAAUACUGCGAAAAGGUGGCUCACAAAUCAGUUCAACCAUAAAAGUUUUCUGAACAUUAUUUCAGACAUCACGAAUUAUGAUGGCCGUGGUGGUGCAAUUACUGGUGGUGGUGGAGGCGUCGUUCCAGGCAACGUUAUAGAGGGUGUUACUAGCUGCCUUCCUGGCAGCAGUAUCGGAGCUGGUAGCAGCAGCCACACCCGCGGGGGAAUGGAACGGAACGAGGAAGAAAUGAUGAAUACGAAUUCGUCUACACUGGACGAAAACGAAUUUAUGAUGCAAGUCCUCAACGGUAAGGAAAAGUUCACUCGGCAGGAAAAUGGAGGCAGGCCAAAAAGGGUAACGAAUAGUGAACAUAACUGCAGAGGUAGAGAGGAGAUGGAAAAGGAAAAUGGCAUUAGUACCUACGGUGCCAAUAAUCAUAAGAAUAAAAGUAUCACAACAGAACCAGACGCUCCUUAUGCAAAUAAGGAUGAUGGUGACAGAAAAGAACACAUUGGCUCUCCAAAAAUAAACAUUAACUUGAUUGACGAUUUGUUUACGGAUAGGAAGAAGGACAUUGCGGAAUUGACAGUUGCUGAAAACCAAAUAGUUGGACAGGAAAAUCAAUUAAAUCAUUUACUUCAUGAUGAUAUCAAGGAAUCAUAUGAAAAGGAAGGAAAGAAUGAUCAGAAUAAUUCCUUAAACUGUGGGAAGAAUGAGAAGAAAUCUAGUUUGUGGCCACCUGGUGAAAACCUCCCCGAUGAUAAGGGUGAUAUAGCAGGAACAGAAGCAGCGGAUGGAGGGGUGCCUAGCAACGGGAAUAACGAUAGUUACUACCAAAAUUUGAUGUGCAUAUAUAAUGAUGAAAAGAAGGGAAGAAUUGGAUCAAAGAAUGAAGGAGCUAGUAGUAAUGUUGAGGAAGAUAAGGGUAUACCAAUAAAUAGGGGAGAGGAGUCGGUAGGGAAUUCGCCAAAGAAUGGAACUACGGAAAGCAAGGGGGACCUGAAGGACCUCAUUAAUAACUCGUACUUCAACGUAAGGAACAACCUUGGUGUGGUGGAAAGUAGCGAACAUAGUGAGAAGAGGAACUCCUACCCCCUGAGCCUCAAAAAUGCAAAUGACCAAAGUAUGAAAACGGAUGAAAAAAAAAUGAAUAUAAAAAUGGACAUGCACAAAAUGUUAAAAAUGAUACAAAAAAUUCUUACAGUACACAUGUACUACUCAUAUGACUAUGACUUAACGCAGUGUAUUCAAAAGAAAACGAAAAAGAAUAUCCAAGAGGUAGAUGUAGAACCCAUGUUUUCUUCAUCGUCAACGCAUAGGAAACGAUCUUUCCUAAAUGUAAGCGAAAAAAAUUUCAUGUGGAAUUAUCAAAUGAUUAAAAAAAUCAAGUGUAAAUGCAAAAUUGAUGAUAAUUGGUUUUGCUCAGUAAUUCAGGGUUACAUUUCUUACACUUCUAUUGAAAUAAAUAGGAGGUGCUUAGAGUUGCUUCUCAUUAGUCGUCGCUCCUCCGUCUUGGGUGGAACGCGAUUUAAUAAGAGAGGCAUCAAUGAUGAUGGCUAUGUGGCUAACUAUGUAGAGACGGAGCAAAUUGUAAGAAUUAACAAUAGGAAUGUUACCUAUUUGAAUCGUUUUGACAAGGCUAACCUGGCUCUAGAUAAUGUGAAGAAGCAAAAGGCGAGUGAGAGAGGACGCUCAUCCGUGGGUAUUAAUUUGGGAACUCUCAACAAGAGCCAAAUGAACAAUUUGGGAUUGGUACAAAAUAGCACUGCCGAUGUAGCUCCAGAAAAUGUGGUGUCACAUGUAGCUAACGCGCCAAUAAAUCUUUCAAAGAAUAUGCAUGAGGGGGAGUUGGACCCGUUGGGAAAAAUGUCCUAUCCGCAAGGAGAAGGGAAGGCACCUGCUGGGGAAGGCAUUGUCGAAGCAAAUGUUAAUAACGAAAGAGUUACCACCGGAGAGAGCAGCGGAGGCAGUCAUGGGUGCAUCAAUAGUGAUAGUAACUUCGAAAACAGAAUAAUCUCCCUAGUCCAAAUAAGAGGAUCAAUCCCACUUUUCUGGAAGCAGCAUUCGAUGUCAUCGCACGUAAAUAUACAGCGGUCUUCACUGCUAAGUAUAAAGGCCUUCAAGGAACACAACAAAAAGUUGAUUACAAAUUAUGGUAACAACAUUUACUACAUAAAUCUCCUUAGUCAAAGCAAAAACAACGAAAAAAAAUUGACAAAAAAAAUGAUAGAGCUGAUUAACUAUAUUAAGAAGGACAAACAUUACAAAGAAAAAAAUUUUAUUAACUACAUCGAAUAUGAUUUUCACAUUUCCGUAAAGAACAAAAGUUUCGAAGAUGCCAUGAACGAUUUUAUUAAUAAAGUUCUACUGAAGGAGAUAAAGAACGUGUCUUUUUUUAUGGAAACAUCGAAAACUGUAAUCCAGGAUGGAGCCAAUACAAACAACAGUAGUAGCAACAAUGUCACACAGAACCAUCCAUGCGUUUUUCAAAACGGAGUGUUUAGAACGAAUUGUCUGGAUUGCCUAGACAGGACCAACGUCUUCCAGUACUACUACACUCUCUUCUUCAUUCUGUAUGUAUUGCAUGUAUCAAAAAAUGAUAUAUUUUUAAAGCCAGUGAAGAAAUCUCAUCUGUGCUUUUACAAGAAUUUUAAUACACUGUUUAAUAGCAAGAGCGUGACAAUAGUGACUACCCUCCCGACGGAUAGCUACCUGGUGGAGCUUUCUGAGAAAUCUGGUAUUAGCAAGAAUUACGAGUACAGUAAGGGGAGUAGCAACAGUAGCUGUAGUUUGUUUGAGGAUUACUGCUAUAUUAACGAGGGUGAAACCCACCAAAAUGAGGAAGGCGCAAACGUUGUGAGCAGCGUAAACAAUACGAGUAGCGCAAACAAGACAAUUAGCGCGAACAAUACCAGUAGCGCGAACAACGCCAGUAGCGCGAAUAAUACCAGUAGCGUUAAUAACGAGAGCAGCAUCAACAAUGCGAGCAGUGUUAAAAAUGGUGGAAGCAACGUGAAUAAUGGUAGUAGCCUCAACAGCGGUGGCGGCAAGAGGGAAUGCCUCAAGAGCGAAAUUAUGAGCAGAAUGGAAAAGGAGGAGAAGAAACACAGAAUGUCAUACAGUAAUUACGACCGGGAAGAUGAAAGGAAAUUUAGCAGUCGACAAGAACAGCCUGAAGAAUACGUACAUAUCUUAAAACAUUUCUUUAAGAAAAUGUGGGUAGAAAAUGGAGACAUUAUUAGUACCCAUUAUACAGGAACAGGUAGCGUCUUUUCUUCGCAAAUAAAUGUAGGAAGAUCUUCCCUAAGCACAAACAUUGACCAUGCGAUAAAAUCAAUUGAAAGAUUUUAUCAAAAUAAUUUUGAGGAUAAUUUCAGACAGGAAUGUAUCGAUAUUAUUUUGUGCACAGGCAAAUACAGCAAAAGUAAAAGAAGAAAUUUUAUAGGGGCAGAUUUCAACUAUUUUUUAAAUUACGGCAAUUUUAUGAAUAAGGAGAGCUUCCUCGGUUUAAGGGGCAGAAAUAUGGGUCUCUCUAUUCCAUACCUACCCUAUGGAAGGAAUGCACAAAUCACGAAUGCACAUCCGGCUGAAGGGCACAUUAAAGGGGAGAGGGAUACUUCCAUGGAGAAUCACCCAAUGGGUAGAAGCAAGCAUAAGGCAUCUGAGUUUAACAGCAAUAGCAGCGAUUCCAGUGAGAAUGGGGUUGAAAAUAGUAGUAGCCUUCCUGAAGAGGAGCAAGAGGAAGAUGAAGGGCGUCUAACGUGGGGGAGAAACAAGGAGAACAGAAUUGGAGUGCCCAGCAAAAAUGAAGAAGUGAAGAAGAUGGAAGGAAGGAAUGCAAAGGAGAGACAUUCCUUGGUAGAUUAUCCUCUGGGGGAAGACGUAAAUUUUGAGGAUGACAAGGGGAGGGACGAUGAAGAGGAUUCGGAAGAGCAGCAGGAGGAAGCAUGCCAAUCACCUCACAUAAAGGACACACGUAAAAUAGUAAAAUCGAGUAAGCGGGCCAAGAUGAAGAAGACGAACAAGGUGCAUUUGGCGGAGAGCGAAAGCAAAGAAGUUGUUCAAACGAAGAGGGAAAAGGCCUAUGGGAAAUCUACCUCCAUGAGCGAUAUGCAUCCACGAAGAAAUGUAAAUAAUGACAGCAGUGCGGACAACACACUAAAUAGCAACAGUAGCAGUAGUGGUAGCAGAAGCCGAAGUGGAAGUAGCUACUCGGAGAAUAACGUGCAGAAAAGGAGGAAGAAGAAAAAAAAACGAAAAAAUGUAAACAAAAAAGGCAAGGACAAAAAAAACAAAAGCGACCUAGUAUACAUGAAGAAUCUAUAUAAAAAAAAAAAUUAUGUUUACAACGUGAGGAAUAGGAACAAGUACAGCGAUUAUCUAAAUCACGACCUUAUAAAUCAUUACUACAUGGAUUUUGAUGAAUCGAAAAUGGGAAGUUCAAAUAGGAAAAAAAAAAUUACUAAUAAUGAUUAUGAGGAAAAAAUUGUAAAAUUGUGGGCAGGCACAUGGAACUUAUGUGGAAAUGACCUGUACGAACUGAAUGAUAUUUCGUCUUGGCUGAAUGAGAUCAACGAGUGCAUUGAUAUGUAUGUGUUUUGCUUCCAAGAGGUGGUGGAGUUAACGGGAUUUAGAAUUUUGAUGAACAUGAAAGACAAGUUUAAGGAGAAGAAGAUCGAGCAGAAAAUUACCCAGUCCCUGGCAGAGAUGUCGCAGAGACAAAAGGAAAUGUACAUUAGGAGUAAAAUCGGCACUAUUAAUGGUGACAACGAGGAAAGCAGGGGCUUCACCAAGCACUCUGUCGGCACGCCCCACCACACCUAUGAUAACCGAGGCAGUGUUAACAAGGAAGAGAUUAAUAAGGGCGACUAUUACGAAUAUUGUUUGAAGAGUUUUAACGAGUCAUACAUGUGCGAGGGCGCGUCCUGCAUGGGGAGCGCUUCCAACACUGCUAACCCUGUCAAUACUGCCAACGCAAGGAGUUCGACCCAGAAGGGAGAGAGGGGAAGCUUCGAUCAGAAUGGUAUCCUGGACAUUUCGAAGAAUUGUUUUCUGAAUAAUUACUUUAACAACUUGGAAGAGGAUCGGGAGGAGACUCAUCCUCGUUUGUUCGUUCCGUCGGUUUCGCCUAGCACCCCAGAUGAACAGAACAAGUUGCCAAACAGGAAUAUGCCCGACGAGAAGAUGAUGGUUCAGGAGGACCCCCUAAGUAGUAGGGCCCCCUCGAAUGCUCAAGAAAGGAACCAAAGUAACAAUUUUCUAAACGUUUCAGGGGGUCGGGAUAACAAUGGCGGCAACUUACUAGGGGAGAAUAUCAUAAAAAGCAACGACACAAAUAUCAGCUCGAAUAUAAAUGAGCUCUUUGACGGUAACCUUAUCAGUAGUUCCAAUAGGGAGGUAAACAACAUGUGUAGCAACAGAGAUAUCUUCAAUUUGGUCGAUCAUACAUACGGUGUAAAUAAUCACGUAGGGGGAAAUCAUUACAGUGGGAAAGGAGGCAGGAGAGAUUUGGAGGAUAUGAGUGUGCAUAAUAAUGGACACAGCGAAGAGGAUAAACAGUGUCAAGUGGGAAGAAGCAAACAGAGUUAUAUGAAUCAGAAGGAGGAAAAACUGAUGGACGAUGAUAUGUGUGGCGAAUCUGAAAAUCGAAAAAGAGCGGACACGAAUAGCAUUCACUUUUCGAGCAUGCAAGAUGUUUUUCAAGAGAGCAAAAAUAGAAGCUCGGUUAAUUUGAUACAACUGGCAGAGGAUGACAUGGAUGAUUGUCUUAGAGGAAAGGUAGGCGCGAGGACGCAUAGCCACGUGGAAGGAAGGAAUACGCAAAGGAGUUCUGCUUCGGAUGAAUACCCUGGCAGUGAUUAUAAGAAUAUGGGAGAAAAAGUACCCUUCAAAGGUAAGGAUGUUUUUUUGAAGAACGAAUCAAAUAAGUAUUUUUUAAACUUGAAAAAAUUUAAAUAUGUGAAACUGAAGUCUGUAUCCAUGAUAGGGCUCUUCAUCAUCAUUUUUAUUGAUGAGGGGUUAGUGGACUAUAUACGAGAAAUUGAUGUGUGUAAAGUGAAGGUUGGCAUGAAGGGUAACACGGGUAACAAGGGAAGUGUGUCGAUAAAAUUUCGCCUCGGGUUUAACUCCUUCUGUUUUAACAAUAUUCACUUGGCAUCAGGACAAACGAACAUGUUCGAAAGGAAUAACCAAAUGCAGACUAUUCUUAGCAAUAGCUUCCAGAACCAGGAGCUGAAUAACCUUUUCAACUUUGAUUAUUUCUUCGCUUGUGGGGAUUUCAAUUUUAGGAUCAAUAAAAAUCAUGAAGAGGUUUUCAAGUCGAUUGCGAAUAAGAAUGCCAACCAAUUGUUAAAUUAUGAUCAAUUCAUUUAUAACAAGCUAUACAACAUUCUGCCAUUUUGCCUCUUCUAUGAGCACCCCAUCUUGUUUAACCCCACGUACAAGUACAAGAAAAACUCCAACAUGUACGACGUGAGGCGGACUCCUGCUUGGUGCGAUCGGAUACUGGUGAGCGGUAAGCUAAUACACCUGUCGGAGUUGGAGAAGAAACGGAAGGAGUACAUGACACAAGCUUUCCAACCUGAGAAGGAUGAGGAAGGAAGUGGCCCACAGGGAGGUAAGAAGGACGACCUGAACAAGAGCAAGAGCGGUCAGCUGAAGCAGACAGAAGGGGGAGAACAACUGGCUAGCAAAAAUCCAGAGGGUGAUGAUGCAAAUGAUUUUUACUAUAACGAUAGAAUAUAUUUUAAUUACUUAAAUUAUAAGACUCAUAACAAUUUCUUCUCAAGUGAUCACAAACCGGUGAGUGCAAUUAUAGAGUUAAAAGUUUUUUUUGACAAGAAGGACAUCGAAUAUAAACUUUUUAACUCAUACAGUAUGAAAACAAAUGAUGACUACAACAGCUUUGUAAAAAAUUCGAGCAACACAAGCAACAGUAGUAACAAUAAGAACGGAAAUUUGCUGGACUAUUUUUUUCCCAAUAAUUAUGGCCUAAGCAAAUACACCGGCUACCCCAUUUCACAAAUUUUAAAUUAUUCAAAUAAUUUAAAUAGCAAGUUUAAAAAUGAAAUGCAUGACCAUUCGUUUCAUGAGGAUGCAAUGAAAAAUGUGGAUCGACUGGACGAUUUUUCCUGCGCCAAAUGA
Plasmodium knowlesi strain H is the source of this 7983-nucleotide messenger RNA. RefSeq names its product inositol-phosphate phosphatase, putative. Gene Ontology annotation, biological process: phosphatidylinositol dephosphorylation. The transcript has 2 exons. Gene Ontology annotation, molecular function: phosphatase activity. The coding region runs from base 1 to 7983 and encodes 2660 amino acids. The record is from RefSeq and is a predicted model, not a curated record. Lineage: Eukaryota; Apicomplexa; Aconoidasida; Haemosporida; Plasmodiidae.